CUGGACCUUCCACCAGCGGCCCCGACUCACAGCCAGCCUCCAGUUCUACCUUUGCACCAGCUCCGACAUUUGCCGCCGCAGUGCAGACUCAUCAACCCCUCUCCGGUUCCACCCUCGUGCGUCUGUCGGACAUACCCGACUACGAUGGUACGAUGCAUGUGUCGCACUGGUUACAGGUUGCCACACGCGCGCUGACACUGACUAACACUAGUCAGGACUUGUGGUGUUCCGCCCUCGCAACUAAAUUGCGAGGCAGUGCGUUCUCCGCUUGGGAGAUCUAUUAUACCCAUCGCACUCGUGCAGGUGAGGCGCCCACUCUCGCGGAUUUCACCACGUUCCUCCACGACCGCUACGGAACCCUCCACGAUGCGACCGACGCCCUAGAUCGGGUCACCCAGACGCAGUGGCGGGGGUCCUCCGCACCCUCCGAUCUUGAGCGUCACAUCAGAGUGUUCCAGGACGCCCGCCUCAUUUGCGAUGAGGCACUCCUACCUGAGGUCCUUCUGACCAACAGGUUCGUAGUCAGUCUUCCGACUGACUACCGUAUCGAGCUUUGGCGACAGAGCUUCGCCUCCGCCGAGCAAGCCUACGAGGCCGCUCGACAGUACCAGAAGAUGCGGAAUCGCUUCUCCGACACCCCAUCUUCUUCGCGAUCCACCACUGCCGCCACCCAGUCACGUGAUGCUACUCGCGGUCGAUCCUCCCUCGCUGGUCGGUUUCGUCGAUCAGCCCGACCUGGAGCGUCAUUCUUUCAGCUCUACAGUUCUCUGGAGUACGGCGAGGAUGCCUCGGCCGAGUGUGACCCUACCCUUGGGGACGCCUCUGAGGACAUCGAGCUACGAGACGUCAUCCAGUAUCACUUGGAUGGCGACACUGUUCCGGUGGCCGAGUGCUUGCUGAUGGCCAUGUCUGCUAUGGGUCGUGCUCGUAGUCGAGUUGCACAGGCUGGCGCCCGCACACCCACGGUUCCUCAGAUAGACCUCCCGCAGGGUUAUGUCCCUCCUCGUGGAGCUUUAUCCCCUGAGGAGCAUGCCGCCCUCGAGGCCAGGCGCGUGGACGGAACUUUCCGCCUCUGCAUCGACUACCGCGGCCUUAACCGUUACACGGUUAAGAACAGUUAUCAUAUGCCCAGCGCGGAUGAGCUGUUUGACCGUCUGGCAGACAACCGCUUCUUCACGAAGAUCGAUCUUCGUAGCGGUUACCACCAGAUCCCCGUUGUCACAGAAGAUCAACCGAAGACCGCCUUCCGAUCACGCUUUGGCCACUACGAGUUGACGGUGAUGCCAUUCGGCCUCACCAAUGCACCCGCCACCUUCCAGACGGCGAUGAACGAUAUCUUCAGGGACAUCCUUGAGGAAUACGUUCUCGUAUACCUGAACGAUAUCUUGGUCUACAGUCGUACCUUAGAAGACUAUAUCAGACACCUCCGCGAUGUCCUACAGCGCUUACGCAAGAAUGACUUCUAUGCCAAGCUCAGUAAGUGCCGCUUUGCCCAGCGCAAAGUGGACUUCCUAGGACACCAUGUGUCUGACCAGGGUUUCCACAUGGACGACGCGAAGAUCACUGCUAUUGCAGAGUGACCCGUCCCCACAUCUGCCAAGCAGCUUCGCAGCUUCCUAGG
This is a messenger RNA of Chara braunii, 1621 nucleotides long. The record is from the annotation of a GenBank genome assembly. NCBI's taxonomy places the organism in Eukaryota, Viridiplantae, Streptophyta, Charophyceae, Charales, Characeae.